This is a messenger RNA of Papilio machaon (common yellow swallowtail), 685 nucleotides long. Its product is annotated as elongation of very long chain fatty acids protein 4. Gene Ontology annotation, molecular function: fatty acid elongase activity. The record is from RefSeq and is a predicted model, not a curated record. Gene Ontology annotation, biological process: fatty acid elongation, polyunsaturated fatty acid; fatty acid elongation, saturated fatty acid; sphingolipid biosynthetic process. The transcript has 5 exons. Bases 92 to 685 code for a protein of 197 amino acids. Gene Ontology annotation, cellular component: endoplasmic reticulum membrane. NCBI's taxonomy places the organism in Eukaryota, Metazoa, Arthropoda, Insecta, Lepidoptera, Papilionidae.
CGUACCAUGGACAUUGCCGCAAACUCUGAAAGCAGCUGGAGUUGUAUGCGUUCUUUAUUUAUUAACAGUUGUUAAAUUCUUGCCGAAUUACAUGAAAAAUAGAAAACCAUACAGUUUGAAGUCAGUUAUUUUACUGUACAAUGUUGUUCAAGUUGUAUUAUCCGCUUACAACUUCUACUUGUUUGCCGUUUAUACGUUUCAAUUCGGACUAUUCCCGAGCAAAUGUUCUAAUGACGUGAAUCUGCAAAUGAUGAAAUCAAUAUUACCACCGAUUAUGUGGUACUUUAUAGCGAAGAAUUUAGAUUUACUAGACACUGUCUUCUUUGUCCUUCGCAAGAAAUUCAACCAAGUGACGUUCCUACAUGUAUAUCAUCACUUCGUAAUGGUUGCUUGGGGCUGGAUCUAUUAUAACCACUUCCCUACAGAUAUAUAUGUGUUCGUUGCAAUGCUAAAUUGCUUUGUACAUGUGGUAAUGUACACAUACUAUGCAUUGGCCUCCUUGGGACCGCAGUAUGCUAAAUAUAUUUGGUGGAAAAAAUAUCUUACGACGCUGCAAUUGACACAAUUCCUUCUGAUCAUCUGUUACCUUAUUUAUCAUAAUAAGACAUCACCUUGUCCUCCCCCGCGCCUGUUGCAUUGGUAUGGAGUCGGCAGAGUGGCGUUGAGGUACAGUAUUUCUUACUAA